Oncorhynchus masou masou (cherry salmon) is the source of this 4425-nucleotide messenger RNA. Its product is annotated as leucine-rich repeat-containing protein 10B-like. The transcript has a single exon. The record is from RefSeq and is a predicted model, not a curated record. Lineage: Eukaryota; Metazoa; Chordata; Actinopteri; Salmoniformes; Salmonidae. The coding region runs from base 1713 to 2933 and encodes 406 amino acids. Gene Ontology annotation, molecular function: protein binding.
GAUGGGAGACAGUCCUAGGCAACGUAGUACGCAAAUCUCCAGCCGAGACGCGAGAAACCGGAUAACGUACACUAGUUUGAGAUAUCAGUGAGGCGACAGCGAAGAGCGGACCGAGCGACCCGCGCGUAACCGAUAGUUUUCAUAGUAGCCAAAUUGAAAAUUCUCCAUUUUGUAUACAGGCGGACGGUCUAGUGACUUUGGGCAGCAAGAUGACGACAUUAACGAUAGCCCGAAAUGCGCUAAGUGCGCAACCGUCAUCACCAAAGCAAGAGUGAGUGAUCACCAAAGUGGACUUCCUUUUAUGCUCUUUCACUUUGCCGCUGGCCAGGUCAACACAUCACCACACAGCUGCGUAGCCGCCUGCGCGUCAAGCUGGGCUCCGACUCGCUCUCUCGCUCGACGGACUGAACAUACAGUCAUUACGGAAAAAAGGACAUUUAACGCGAACGUAUCCACUUUUUUUGAGGGGGGGGGGGGUAAUUCUUGUUCUGCGUUCUCGCAUCAUAAGAUCAGUGGAACAGGUGACACUGACAUCUGCUCCGUCUGUCGAGCAGAAUUCAAGCUCAUAUGGAAAGUGAAAUGAAACGUCUAAACCCUGCGGUUGUCGUCUGUCACACUGGGCUGAGAACAUAUCUACUGAAAACUUCCAUGGAGUAAAGUAGCUGACAGUAAGACGCGGACAGCAUCCAAAUGAACAUAUGAUACCCAAAUGGCAAGUCUGCUUCUGUUGGAAGUUUGUGGAGUCAUUUGAUCUGUUCUGGGAAGACAUUUAUAGUCUUAUUUACAUUGGUUGACUGCUCUGGCUGACUCCAAACAGACAUGAAGAGACUAUGUUUUAUCAUCAACAUUCAGCUUUAUAUUGUUGAGUUAAAUUAUUAUGAUUAUUAUUAUCACUUCUUCAAACACUACUCUGCUGCUUUUGGUUGUUGUUGUUAAUAAGCUUCUAAUUGGCUUAUCCAUCCCCCCACCCCUCCCUUUCAACUGUUCUCCAGGUCCUUGCUGUAAAUGAGAAUGUGUUCUCUGUCAACUUACCUGCUAAAAUAAGGGUAAACAUUUUUUUUUUUUUUUUUUUUUUUUUACAAUUACAAUUACAAAUCCAUCAAUAUUAUUGUAAUGUGUCGAUGUCAGUUGACACUUCAUCUAAUGUGGGGCAGUCAGACAGUGCCACUUCUAGUACCAUGUGUUGGUCUGUGGCUGCUGAGCUAGCAGAGAGCAAUCACUGGCCUAUUAAGGAACACAAUGCCCCCUGUUGCUGCAGGUCCUGCCACGGGAUCAUUUCUCAACAGUUCAGAGUAGGAGCCUCCGACUGGGCUGACCAGCACCAGCCUCAGUUCAGAGUAGGAGCCUCCGACUGGGCUGACCAGCACCAGCCUCAGUUCAAAGUAGGAGCCUCCGACUGGGCUGACCAGCACCAGCCUCAGUUCAGAGUAGGAGCCUCCGACCGGGCUGACCAGUCUAAGAACCAGCGUCAGCCCCAGCCAGACCAGCCUCGGACACAGACACGACCAGCCUCAGACACGUCUUCAGACACUGUCCUGUCCUGACCAGCUUCAGCCUCAACCCCAGCCAUUGUUGGAGCUUCAGUCUCAGUUCCAACCCCAGUCUCAGACAAGGCUUCAGCCUCAUCCCCUGAUUCCAUCCUGACUCAGCCAGUAUCCAACGGCAGGCUGCCGGGCCACGGGUGUAGCAACGGGCGUAGCAACGGGCACGGCAUGGGCAACUCCUCCAGGAAGGAGGAGGACGAGGAAGAGAAGGAUGGGGAUGGGGAGAAAGUGAAAGUAAUGGAGGAGGAGAAGAGGAGGAGGAAGAAGAAGAAAGAGGAGGAGAUGGAGGAUGAUGAGCUUCCCCUAGGGGUGGAGGAGAUGCUGGCGAGCGGAGAUCCCGUUUUGGACCUGAGCUAUAAGAAGUUUCGCAGGUUGCCCGGUGUGGUCUGUGGGCUACGUCACCUGGAGAAGCUGUAUGUGUGUGGUAACAGCCUGCGGACCCUCCCGGAGAACAUCGUCCAACUGAAGGGCCUCCGCAUCCUGGCUCUCGACUUUAACAAGAUGGAGGACGUCCCGUUGGCCAUCUGCCAGCUCCGUAACCUGACACGUCUCUACCUGGGCUCCAACCGCCUGAUAUCUCUCCCUCCAGAGCUACGCAACCUUCAGAGCCUUCGCUGCCUCUGGAUGGAGAGCAACUACUUCACAUGCUUCCCCCGCCAGCUCUACGACUUACCCCACCUCAGGUCCCUCCAGAUGGGGGACAACAGGCUACGAACACUGCCCCCGGACCUGUGGCGCAUGGAGGCCCUGCGGGGACUCUGGCUCUACGGAAACCGUUUCACAGAGUUCCCCCGUGUCUUACUCCGCAUGGUGGAUCUGGAGAUUUUAGACCUGGACAAGAACAAGAUCGAGGUGUUCCCUAAUCUGAGCCGGCUCCCCGCCCUCCGCCUCUUCUCCUACGACCACAACCCUGUGGAGGGGCCUCCUGGUGUGGGGGAGGAGGUGCUGCUGGUUGGGGAGGGGGCCCAGGAGGAGCUCCAGGAACGGGCAGACAGGAAGGCUAAGAAGGAGCAGGAUGUGAGGGAUGCGGAAGAGGCUGUGCUGGCCGGGGAUGGGCCUGUGAUCCAAGGCAUUCUAAAGACGGCCAAACAGAACAGUGCAUCGCACGCUGGGCACAAGUACAACGAGGUGGUAACCGUGGCGAUGCCCCUAACCGAGGAAGAGAGGAGGAAGGAGGAGAUGGAGGCGGAGUUAGAGAGGGCGUUGAACGACUACGGGGCGGGGCUUGAGUAUGACCUGGAGGGGAUAGAAUAUGACAAGGAGGAGCUUAUAUGUGAGGGGGAGGGGUAUGAGGUUGGGGAUUUGGAGUACGAACGAGGAGAUAUGGACUAUGAGUAUGAGGAGGGGGAGGAGCUAGAGGAACCAGGAAGACAAGGGGGCCGGCAUUGAUGACUGUCUGAUUGACUCCUCCUCUUGCAAAGGCUCUGAGUCCUUCCCUCCUAAGUCUAGACUUGUUUGACCUUGCAGCAGAUUACUGACUGAUCUACAAGCCACCUUGCAUCAUAAAUAACUACUUAGAAUUAUUUGUAGAUCAGUCAGUCACAAUUUACCAACAAUGCAUCACGGAUUCGAUGCUCUCAGACACAGCCUCUCACCCCUCCCCUCCCUUUCCUAAACCUAGGACCCCUCCCCUUCCUAAACCUAGGACCCCUCCCUUUCCUAAACCUAGGACCCCUCCCCUUCCUAAACCUAGGACCCCUCACUUUCCUAAACCUAGGACCCCUCCCCUUCCUAAACCUAGGACCCCUCCCUUUCCUACAUUUACAUUUUACAUUUAAGUCAUUUAGCAGACGCUCUUAUCCAGAGCGACUUACAAAUUGGUGAAUUCACCUUCUGACAUCAGUGGAACAGCCACUUUACAAUAGUGCAUCUAAAUCAUUUAAGGGGGGGGGGGGGUUGAGAAGGAUUGCUUUAUCCUAUCCUAAAUCUAAAUCUUAUCCUAAACCUAGGACCCCUCCCCUUCCUAAACCUAGGACCCCUCCCCUUCCUAAACCGAGGACCCCUCCCUUUCCUAAACCUAGGAACCCUCCCCUUCCUAAACCUAGGACCCCUCCACUUCCCAAACCUAGGACCCCUCCCUUUCCUAAACUUAGGACCCCUCCCCUUCCUAAACCUAGGACCCCUCCCCUUCCUAAACCUAUGACCCCUCCCCUUCCUAAGAUUCUGACUACUUGGCAGCUUCCUGAUUUGCACUAGGAGGUGAUAUGAGAACUAAGUGGACAAUAUAAGGAAAACACCAGGAUUAAUAGCCUAUGUUAGUUAGUUAAUUAUCCAUUCAAGUGGAUUCAAAUAUUGUUCUUCUGCCUUUCUAGGCUAGACCUUUUUUAUGACAACGCUCCAGCUGUCAUGACAACGCCCAACCAGAGGGUUGUUUAACUUAGUAAAUCCUGUGUGAAAUGAAUUAAUGACUAGCCUCCUGAACCUGUUGCUAUAAUAUGUGACUUUGACAUUCACUGUCCGUAGUUAGAAGUAGAGCAGGGCUGAGCCACUAAAUAACUAAGACAUUAGAUGUUUUUCAAACUGACCUGAAGACAGAUCCAUGCACUGCACAUUGUGGAGAUGAUGGCAGGCAGCGGCGUCUUUGCCAACUCGGCAAAUUGGCAAGUCAGAGCAGGACUCCGGUGACGCUGUAUGUGUGUGUCAGUGUGUGUCUGCAUUGAGUAAGUGUGUGUGUGUGUGUUUGAGUGGUUGUGUGUGAAUGCGGACACGCAAGUGUGUAUAUAUGGGUGCGUGUGUGAACGCGUACACGUUUUGAGUGUGUGUAUUUUGAAGUGGGGGGGGUAAACUUAUUACCUUUGUAAUGUGAUAUAGUUUGUUUUUGUUAAACCCAUUAUGUGUAUAAAGGAAAUCUAAUCUUGCCUCAUUAAAUAAUGAUUGAGUU